CUGAGCUUUAAUUUUCCCCAGGCGACAAAGAAAUGUUAAGCCAGAGAAUUCUCCCUAUCGCGCUCUGCUCAACUCAUUGGAUGUGACUCGGGAAAGUGUGAAGCUGCAGCUGAUUAAUGAAGUGAAUAAGGUUCCUCUCCUACUUGAAGUGUAUGGUCUGCAAGGGAAUAUGACCAGGAUUAAAAUAAAUGAAUUAAAUCCACUGAAACCAAGAUAUGAAGUGCGGGACGUGUUAGUGCAAGAGCCGCCUACUGUACCCUUAACAGUUGUGGGGAAGGAUGAAGACAGUGUGGAACUGAGCUUUGAAAACAAGCUGUAUAAAGUGAUUAUCACCUCCAAACCAUUCAGGAUGGACAUCAUGACUGGGAAUGAGCUGCUGCUGAGUAUCAACUCACGGGGGCUGAUGGUUUUUGAGCACUUGCGAAAAAGGAAGGACUCUUACACGGAAAAAAUUAGUAGCACAGUCGGUAGCAUGUGGAGUAAAAUCAAGAACAUGUUCAUUAGUGAAGAGAAGGAAGAGGAGAAUGUGGAGAAUCAGGAGGUGAAAGGAGAGAGCGAAGCUGCUGAUGAAGAAGCACAGGCAGAGAAGCCUGAAGACAAAGAUUCCCAGAAGGAAAAUGAAGAGAAAGAAGACAAGGCUGGAAUGUGGGAGGAAACGUUUAAAACCCACACUGACUCCAAACCUAAUGGACCAUCCUCUGUUGGCCUGGACUUCUCUCUCCCUGGCUUUGAACAUGUUUACGGGAUUCCUGAGCAUGCUGACAACCUGAAACUCAAGACCACUGAAGGUGGAGACCCGUACCGCCUGUAUAACCUGGAUGUGUUCCAGUAUGAGAUAUUUAACCCCAUGGCACUAUACGGGGCUGUACCUCUCCUGCUAGCGCACAACCUUCGCAGGACUCUGGGCAUCUUCUGGCUGAAUGCUGCGGAGACUUGGGUGGACAUCAGCUCCAACACAGCAGGCAAGACUCUGUUUGGGAAGAUGCUGGAUUAUGUUCAGGGGGCGAAUGAAAUUCCACAGACUGAUGUGCGCUGGAUUUCCGAGAGUGGGAUCAUUGAUGUCUUCCUGCUCCUGGGGCCCUCUCCGUUUGAUGUCUUCAAGCAGUACACCUCACUGACAGGAACGCAGGCUCUGCCCCCUCUCUUCGCCAUCAGCUAUCACCAGUGCCGCUGGAAUUACAAUGACGAGGAUGAUGUCCAGACUGUUGAUGCUGGUUUCGAUGAACAUGAUAUUCCCUAUGACGUUAUCUGGCUGGACAUCGAGCACACAGAUGGAAAGCGAUACUUCACCUGGGAUCCCAACAAAUUCCCCAAUCCCAAGGAGAUGCUGCAAAACCUGGCCUCCAAGAAGCGGAAGAUGGUCAGUAUAGUGGACCCCCACAUUAAAAUCGAUAGCGGCUACAAGAUUCACACGACUAUCCAAUCUCGCAACUUCUACGUUAAGACCAAGGACGGGAAUGAUUACGAAGGCUGGUGUUGGCCAGGUUCUGCUGGCUACCCUGACUUCACCAAUCCGGAGAUGCGGUCUUGGUGGGCCAGCAUGUUUGCUUAUGAUCAGUAUGAGGGCUCCAUGGACAACCUCUACACGUGGAAUGAUAUGAAUGAGCCCUCCGUGUUCAAUGGGCCUGAGGUGACCAUGCACAAGGACGCUGUUCACAUGGGUGGCUUUGAACACCGGGAUGUUCACAACCUUUAUGCCUUGUAUGUGCAAAUGGCCACAUCAGAUGGUCAGAUCCAGCGGUCUGGAGGAAUAGAGAGGCCCUUUGUCCUCACCAGAGGUUUCUUCGCUGGCUCCCAACGUUACGGGGCAGUGUGGACAGGUGAUAACUCUGCUGAGUGGGACCACCUGAAAGUGUCGGUGCCAAUGUGCCUGUCCCUGGCACUGGCUGGCAUUUCGUUCUGCGGAGCGGAUGUAGGUGGUUUCUUCAAACACCCCAGCCCUGAGCUGCUGGUGCGCUGGUACCAGGCAGGUGCCUAUCAGCCAUUCUUCAGAGCCCAUGCUCACCUGGACACCCCAAGGAGGGAACCCUGGCUCUUUGGAGAUGACAACAAGCUGGUGAUCCGUACGGCUAUUCGAGAACGCUACGCCCUGCUCCCAUUCUGGUACACACUGUUUUACCAUGCCUAUCGGACAGGAGAGCCGGUCAUGAGAGCAAUGUGGGUCCAGUUCCCUGACGAUGUGAACACAUUUAGCCUCGAUGACCAGUACAUGCUCGGUGAUGCUCUGCUGGUUCGGCCGGUCAUGGAGCCCAGUGUUCGAGGAGUUCAGGUUUAUUUGCCAGGGAAAGGGCAGUUUUGGUACAACGUGCACAGCCACCAGAGGCACACGGGCCCUCAGAACCUGUACGAACCCGUCACCAUCAGCACGAUUCCAGUCUAUCAGCGAGGAGGCACUAUCAUCGCUCGCAAAGAACGUGUUCGCAGAUCGUCUUCAUGUAUGCAGGAAGAUCCCUACACUCUAUAUGUGGCACUGAAUGGACAGAACACUGCUCAAGGAGAUCUCUUUAUUGAUGAUGGUCACACUUUCAACUUUGAGAAGAAAAAUGAAUAUAUCUACAAGAAGUUCAACUUUGUUAAUAAUUCCCUCACCUCCAGUACUGAUCCUGUUGGCCACUACAAGACUGCAGCGUGGAUUGAAAGGAUCCUGAUUCUUGGUGCAAGGAAACCAGCGACUGUGACCAUCAAACUACCUGAUGGAACUGAAUCGAACUUGAACUUUGAAUACAAUGCAGAGAUCUCUGUGCUAACCAUCCGAAAACCGGCUGUGAACAUUGCUGCUGAGUGGAGCCUGUACAUUCGAUAAUAGUGUUCCCUACACACCACCUGUCACUCAUUCACUCCCCCUCUCUCUCACACACACACACACACUCUCUCUCUUUCUCUUACUGUCCUCUAACAAGGUAGACAGCUGUUGUAAGCAGCUUCUGGGCAAAAAUUUGGCAGAUUCUGGAACACCUUUGCUCUGCUGAGGUUGUUAACGUCUGGGCUUUGCUCACUGCCUCACAAUGGCUGCCACGUUCCUUUGCAAUUCUUCUUCCAUUUCUGCUUUCAAAGUUGCAGGAACCAGCAGCUGAAACCCUGCCUUGGAGUGACUGCAAACUGUUUGAACUGCAAUACUGCUGUGUGUGUUCCUGAGCUGGCUGCAGGGCUGUGUGUGGGGGUUUUCCACAUUGCUUGUGUUUGUUCAUUCUCUUCGUCCCUUGUGUUCUGUCCCUCUUUCUCUCUCUCUCUUUGUACCUGUGAGCUGUCUCGAUAUCUUCUUCCAUCAACUCCCAGGCACUGCUCAUUAUCUGCUCAUGUGAAUUGUUUUCUCCUCCCUCAGCAAGCGUUUCUAUCAUUUGCUUUCCCCCUCUCGCUCUCUAACCAGUAGGAAGCAAACUUUUUGUUACUUCAGUCAGGAGGCUGUACCUUGCUGUCUGGUUACAGUAUGACGGUGUUCCCACCAGAGAAGGCUGUGAUUACAGUGAGAGUUCCCCAUGGCAGGGACUUGAACUUUUGUGCCACUGACAUGGGGGCAGGGGGGUGCUGCCCAGACAUUACAGUCCCUGAGCAUCCUUCGGUGAACAACUCCCAAUUUCACUCGUAUGUUUUUCUCAAAUCACACACGCCUUCCCCUCCCACCACACCUGACUGCUUGGGUUUUUUAGAGAGCGGGGGAGGGGGGAGGGGCAGUUGUGACUUUACUCUGAGCUUGAACUAAAGCCCAGCCCCAGAAUGAUGAAAAGUUCCUCCUCUUGAUUGUUGAAACUUUCAAUAUGUGACCAUCUCUGUGGCGGGGGAGGUGGUUCUGGACAUUAAGCAACAUUUGCUCCAAUAACAAUGACUAAUCAUGCUGGUAAUUUCUCAGUGAGCCUGUGUGUGGGCACAUUGCUCUGAAUUUUCUGCCCAUCGACCCUGGUUUUAAUGAAGCCCACACAUUGUUACAGGGACCAGGCAGUAGUCACUGCUGUUUCAAGGUGAAAUUGUACUUUUUUUUUGGUUUUGUUUUGCUCUUUGUUCUGAUGGGUUUGUGUGUUCUGUCGGUUCCAGGUCUUGUGUAGUUUCCCUAGUCCUUCCUGGUGCAUUUCCUCUGGUCCCUGGCCUGGUUGACUGUAGCCUUCUGGUUGCAGGUCAGGUCAGGUAUAAAACCCAGCUCGAGCUUCCCCACUCCAACUGGGACAGAACGGUCAGCACGCGGAGAUCUGUCUCCCUGUGCUCUGUCACUCUGUGCAGGGCCAGGAAAUGCAUAGUGGAAGGCAUGGGUUAGAAAAUGUCACUGAGUUACUAAUGAUUCUUCUUUGAUCUCUGCUGUUUUGGAUGUUUUUGAUAAAUGGAGACAAUUAAAGACUGAAACUGUG
This is a messenger RNA of Rhincodon typus (whale shark), 4337 nucleotides long. Its product is annotated as neutral alpha-glucosidase AB. Bases 170 to 2803 code for a protein of 877 amino acids. The transcript has 23 exons. Gene Ontology annotation, cellular component: glucosidase II complex. NCBI's taxonomy places the organism in Eukaryota, Metazoa, Chordata, Chondrichthyes, Orectolobiformes, Rhincodontidae. Gene Ontology annotation, molecular function: glucan 1,3-alpha-glucosidase activity; carbohydrate binding. The record is from RefSeq and is a predicted model, not a curated record. Gene Ontology annotation, biological process: N-glycan processing; carbohydrate metabolic process.